Messenger RNA from Saccostrea cuccullata (small rock oyster), 537 nucleotides. Its product is annotated as ankyrin repeat domain-containing protein 29-like. Lineage: Eukaryota; Metazoa; Mollusca; Bivalvia; Ostreida; Ostreidae. Gene Ontology annotation, molecular function: protein binding. The coding region runs from base 1 to 537 and encodes 178 amino acids. The transcript has a single exon. The record is from RefSeq and is a predicted model, not a curated record. Gene Ontology annotation, cellular component: nucleus; cytoplasm.
AUGAAUUUGUGUAACAAGAAUGGAACCAGUCCUCUUUAUGUAGCUUGUCAAAAUGGAUAUGAUAGCACAGCACAACUGUUAAUGAACAAGGGUGCAGACAUCAAUUUAUGUGAUAGUGAUGGAUGCAGUCCUCUUUAUGUAGCUAGUCAAAAUGGACAUGAUAACACGGUACAACUUUUACUGAACCACGGUGUUGACAUCAAUUUAUGUGAUAAGGAUGGAAACAGUUCUCUUUGGAUUGCUUGUGAAAACUCACAUUGCAGCACUAUCGAACUUCUACUGAAUUCAGGUGCUGAUGUAAAUUUGUGUAAUAAAGGAAACUGCAGUCCGCUGUUCCUAGCAUGUUUCAAUGGCAAUAAAAGCAUGGUUAAACUUUUAUUGAACAAAGGGGCAGACAUCAAUUUAUGUGACAACGAGGGAACCAGUCCACUCUACAUAGCCUGUGAGAAUGGACAUUACAGCACGGUCCAAUUAUUAUUAGAAAAAAUGCUUGUGUCAAUUUAUGCAAUAAAGACAAUAAGAGUCCAUUGUGCAUAA